UGUAUAAAACGCGCGCUCCGGCGGCCAAGAAACGCGCGCGCCACAGGGAGUGGGAAGCCAUGGAGGCGGAUCUCGCGGAGGCCGAGCAGGAGCAGGAGCAGGGCAAGGACGCGGCGGCCAGGCUCACCUACGAGAUCUUCUCCAUCCUCGAGAGCAAGUUCCUCUUCGGCUGCGACGUACCCGAGCUCCUCCCCUCCGGCGCCGGGCCCACGCGUGCGUCGGCGGCCGCAGGCAAGGUGUGCGUCCUCUCCAUCGACGGUGGCGAGAGCCCGGUCGACGGGCUCCUCGCCGGCGCAGCGCUCGUGCGGCUCGAGGCCGCGCUGCGGCGGCGCGCGGGCAGCCAAGCCAUGCGGCUCGCCGACUUCUUCGACGUGGCGGCAGGCUCCGGCGCUGGCGGCGUCCUCGCCGCCAUGCUGUUCGCGCGGGGGCCGCGCGGGAGGCCUAUGUACUCGGCCGAGGACGCGCUCGGGUUCCUCCUCUGCCGCGUCCGCUGCGGGUGGUCCGCUCGCGCCGGCGGCCUAGUGCGCCGCCCCGCCGCAGCAGCUUUCGGCAAGGCGUUUGGCGAGCUCACGCUCCGGGACACGAUGCGCCCGGUGCUCGUGCCGUGCUACGACCUCGCCACGAGGGCGCCGUUCCUCUUCUCGCGCGCCGACGCCGCGGAGUCGCCGGCGUACAACUUCCGGCUGCGGGACGUCUGCGCCGCGACGUGCACUGGCGUGGCGAGCGCCGCCGUGGAGGUGCUGUCAGUGGACGGGGGCACACGGAUCGCCGCGGUGGGCAGCGGCGUCGUGCUGGGCAACCCCACGGCCGCGGCGAUCACGCACGUGCUCAACAACCUGCGCGAGUUCCCGGCCGCGGCCAGCAUCGACGACCUCCUCGUCAUGUCCAUCGGUACGGGAGAGGCCGACCGCAAGGCCAACGUCCGCGGCGGUCGCGCGAAGCCGCCGGAGGUCGCCAGGAUCGCCGCCGAGGGCGUCUCCGACAUGGUAGAUCAAGCUGUCGCCAUGGCGUUUGGACACAGCAGGACAACCAAUUACAUCCGCAUCCAGGGCACGUGGCGCCGGCGUGCUGCUGGACGUGCGCUGAGGGUGGCGUGCGGCGGCGAGACGAAACAACAGGCGGUGUGGAAAGCGGAGGAGAUGCUGCUGCAGAAGAGCGUGGAGUCGGUCCUCUUCCAGGGGCGGAAGCUGGCCGGCGAGACCAACGCCGAGAAGCUCGAGCGGUUCGCGUGCGAGCUGGCCAACGAGCACGGGCGGAGGAAGCAGCAGGCCGCUGCGCCGAGCCCCGACCGCUCUUCGGCAGCCACGGAGGCCGUGCUGGAGCAGCCGACGAUGGCGCGGAAGGCAGCCAUGCCGUCGGCCAGUGCCGUCGCAAUGGAGCUCGCGACUGAAGCUCCGCCGCGCCGGCGCCGGCGCACUCGUACGAAUCGUGCCCCGGCGACGUCGCGCCCGGACAACAAUCUCGUCAGCUAGCCAAGCUCUCAGCAGCAUGCAUGCGACAGAUUCCGCAUGCAAUAUUGCAUCCUGCAAGUUUUAAAUUGUUUCAACUGCAUUUUGCUAGUACUCCAUCUCUCUUUUUUUUCUUUUGCUGCUCUUGCAAAUGAGACUGCCAAUUCGUACGAACAAGAGUUUUUGCUCUUCA
Messenger RNA from Phragmites australis (common reed), 1641 nucleotides. Its product is annotated as patatin-like protein 3. Bases 60 to 1472 code for a protein of 470 amino acids. The transcript is spliced from 3 exons. Lineage: Eukaryota; Viridiplantae; Streptophyta; Magnoliopsida; Poales; Poaceae. The record is from RefSeq and is a predicted model, not a curated record. Gene Ontology annotation, biological process: lipid metabolic process.